AUGAAUUCUCUUGUACAAAUCACGAUAGUCUUGACUGCCUUGGUAAGUUUGUUAUUCCGCGUCAAAACUUUAUUAACGUCCCAUUAUAAAAUUUGGAUUUUUUAUUUAUUACUUCUUUUAACAGUGCAUAAUAAUAUACUGUUGACUUUGUUAUUUAAAUAUUUUUCAGUUAUUGGUGGAGAAUACUGACGCUCGAAAAGGUAAUUGGAAAGCAUCAUUUCGAACUUUCAGUUCUUUACACUGUUUAUCAGUUUCCCGCAUGAAAUGAAUAUUUCACUUAGUAUAAUACUCAAGCCGAAUAGUAUGAGAAAAAUCAGGGGUGCAUGACUUUAUAAUAUGGUAACUAUAGGUUUACUUGGCUGCAUGCAUGUAGCUAUAUAUGCAUGCUAACUAUACGGUGAGUUGCACUCAAAUGAGACAGCGCCGCAUAUAAUUAUGGAGGCGCAGAUAUAUAUAUUGGCGAAAUGCAAGGGAGCAAAAACUGAAUUGCGCAAUUAUAUAGAAUUUACAUAUACAAAAUCAUACAAUAAACAAGAUAACAAUACUCAAUGAAAAUAGAUUAGUAAAUCGAAAUCAACUAGUAUAAUUUUACAUCGCUAAGUCACUGUGUCAAUUAAACUAAUUAACCUUGUGUAAAUGCAAAUAUUUGACUCAUUCGCAUUCCCGUACCAUGUGUCAAAACCACUGAUCUGAAAUAAGACUGGAUAAAGCCUCCUAUUGAAUUCAGUAAUCAGAUUUUGAGGGCCAGAAUAUUUUAAUGAGAUUAGACCUAUAAAUCAGUCAAAUCACAAUCAAAUUCAUGACCCGAGUCUAAUCGUUUGCUGUUUAAGCCUGCUUCGCCAAUGUGACUUGUGAAAUAUAGCUUCUAAAACCUCUUCGAAGUAGUUUUAGAACGUUUUAUACACCACAUAAUGAGGCUUAUGAGUUAUGGUGGCCAUGCAUAUUUGAUGGCCCCAUUAGUUAUUCACCGGCAAAUUUAGGAAAAAAGAGAGGCUACUGAUGAUAAAUUCUUAUCUAGGCAACAUUUGUCAUUCCCCACUACUCGCUAGUGACUAGAAACGUAAAGGAAGAGUUACAUGUCUACGACACCAGAUUAGAUGAAUGGUGGGGCCAUCCAAUAUGGCCGCCAUUGGCUUCACUUAUGCACAGCAGAUGCUUUAUCCAGUCUUAUUUCGGAUCAGUGCAUGUAGAAUAUAAACAAAUGUAGAAUAGAAAUGAUACGAAAAGUAUAAACCUUCUUUUCGGCGUUUCAACGGCUGAAAACCAUGUUGUUAUAUGCACAGGAAGAGCAUUGGGUUUUGGUGGCGGUUUCUCUGAGGCCUCUGAGACUGAUCAUGAGAUCGUGGGUUCGGUUCUCGCCGAAUCAUUGCAUUUUUUCAUGCACCCAUUCUAUACAUAUGCACGUCCACAGUUCAGUUGCGAUAUAACUUAUAAG
Paramuricea clavata is the source of this 1435-nucleotide messenger RNA. The record is from the annotation of a GenBank genome assembly. NCBI's taxonomy places the organism in Eukaryota, Metazoa, Cnidaria, Anthozoa, Malacalcyonacea, Plexauridae.